AUGAGGCUCAUCUCUUGGAACUGUCAAGGACUCGGGUCAUCUUUGACAGCAAAGGCACUUCGACGGUUAUGGCGUAAGUAUGACCCUGAGAUUAUCUUCCUUAUGGAAACUCACCAGAAGGAGCAGAUUGUCUCUUCUUGGAAAACUCAGCUUAAGUUUGACAACUACAUUGUAGUUGACCCUGUAAAUACUAGCUCUGGGGGCUUAGCCAUUUUGUGGAAUUCCUCUGUUCAAGUGUCUGUUUUGCAUAAUAUCCCUAAUGUCAUUGACACUAUGGUGUACUUUGUAAAUGAGGAUUUCCGUUGUAACAUAUCUUGGGUGUAUGGCAACCCUAAUGAAAAUAAAAAGAAGUUGUUUUGGUGUUACAUGUGUAGAUACUUUUCAGCUCGAUCUCUACCUUGGCUUUGUUUGGGGGAUUUUAAUGAUAUUCUUUGGUCUGAUGAAAAAUGGGGAGGCUGUCCCCCUCAAAAAUGGAGAAUGGCUCUUUUUCGUAAUUUCCUAAAUCACAUUGGUCUCUGUGAUUUACACUUUCAGGGCCCUUGUUAUACAUGGUUUCGUUUUCAGUAUAACCAACUGGUUAUGAAGGAAAGAUUGGAUCGUUGUUUAGGCAAUGCUGAGUGGUGCGCUGCUUUGCCUCAGUCUCAGGUUUUCAAUUUAUUGAUUGUCGGCUUUGAUCACCGACCCCUACUGUUUGAUUCUCAUCCAAAUGAAACUCACACCCCCAAAAUUUUUCGUUUUGAACAUAUUUGGACCUCAGCAGUCUCUUGUGAACAGAUCAUUGCUGCUGCCUGGGUAUCUGCUCCAACUAACCUUGCAAUGCCUAUCUGGGUGGCCAAUCUUAAGGCUUGUCAGAAAUCCUUAUCCAAUUGGUGCUUGAAGACUUUCCCCAACUCUCAUAAACAGGUUGAUACUCUGUUCAUCCAACUCAAUCAUUUACAUAAUAGCUCAGUCCCUUAUGCAGGCUCUCAAAUUCGGGAUGUUACACAACAGAUUCAAGAUUUAUGGGUGCUGGAAGAAAUUUUUUGGCAACAACGUUCAAGAAUUUCUUGGUUAAAACUUGGUGAUAACAAUACCAAGUUUUUUCAUCAAUCCGCUACUCAACGGAGACAACGUAACCGGAUUCUUCGUCUUCGAAACGCAAAUGGUUUGUGGCUAGACUCUGACAUGUCUAUAGCUGAUACUUUUCUUCAGUACUACAAGCAACUGUUCUCUACCUCAGGAGCAAGAAAUUUGGCUGACAUUCUUUUGCUUUUUGAUCCGGUUGUUACCCCUGCAAUGAAUGAUAAUAUGUUGGCUCCUGUAACAUUGGACGAAGUCAAACAAGCCAUUUUUGAAUUGGGGGCUCUUAAGGCUCCUGGACCAGAUGGCUUCCCUGGCAUAUUUUACCAAACUUAUUGGAGUAUUGUGAACUCGGUGAUUCAUCAAGCUACCACUUCUUUCUUUCAAACAAGGAAUCUUUUAUCAGAGUUAAACAAGACUUAUCUGGUGCUGAUUCCGAAGGUUCCUCAUCCAGAGCAUGCUUUUCAGUUUAGACCAAUUGGGUUGUGCAACUACUCCUACAAAAUUUUGUCUAAGGUAAUGGCCAAUCGCUUGAAGCCCUUUAUGCCAGAUUUAAUUUCUGAAAACCAAGCUGCCUUUGUCUCCGGUCGACAGAUUCAAGAUAAUGUGGUCAUAGUACAUGAAAUGUUUCAUCAUCUGAAGCUUCUUCGAAAUUCUGGAAUGGGAGCUCUUGGAUUGAAAUUGGACAUUACAAAGGCUUAUGACUCUGUGGAAUGGGAUUUUCUUCGUGCUGUGCUUCUCAAGUUGGGUUUCCAUGUUCAUUGGGUUAUGCUUAUUAUGAAUGUGUUCGUUCAGUUAUGUUCUCUGUUUUGGUAA
Molecule: messenger RNA, 1875 nt
Organism: Rosa rugosa (rugosa rose)
Lineage: Eukaryota; Viridiplantae; Streptophyta; Magnoliopsida; Rosales; Rosaceae
Exons: 1
Coding region: 1-1875 (624 amino acids)
Molecular function (GO): catalytic activity
Source: RefSeq, a predicted model, not a curated record